AUGAAAACUAAAACAUUGCUAGUCUCGUCCUUUUUCCUCAUCUUGAUUAUUAAUAUUACUUUUGGUAUUGUCCACAGUGAUAAUUUCAAUGAGUUUAGAAUCCCUAAUAAGGUUGUCAAGUCCUUAUGCAAAGACACUGAUGACCAUAAACUUUGCCAUGAUGUCCUCUACCCCGUGAAAACCUCAAACCCAAUAGAUUAUAUUGAUGUUGUGGUGAAGAACUUGAUGGAAAGCGUAGAAAACGCAUUUAAUGACAUGAGUAAUAAACUUAGUUCUAUGGAGAAUAAUGAAAGCAACAAUUUAGGUAUCAAGAUGGCCCUUGAGGACUGCAAGGACAUGUUACAGUUCGCUAUCAAUGAACUUAAGGCAUCUAAAGUUAUCAUCACUGAAAGUAGUAGCAUUCGCAGUAUACACAAUCGUUCGGUAGAACUCAAGAAUUUAUUUGGGGCUGUCAUUGCCUACCAACAAUCUUGCCUUGAUGGCUUUUCUGAUACAAAAAGUGAUAAUAAUAAGGCCAUGUUACAUUUGCAAACAGAUAACUACUUGGACAAUGUUGGAAAGCUCACUGGUUUGGCACUUGAUGUUGUAUCCGAGAUCUCUCAUUCAACGAAUGUUAAAUCAUUAGUGGAUAAUGAAGGGUAUCCAACUUGGUUUUCCGUUGAUGAUCGUAAGCUGAUGGCUAUGGGUCCGAUUGGAGCCACUGACAACGACGUUUUAGUAACGGUUGCCAAGGAUGGCAGUGGUCAAUAUAAGACUAUUGUUGAUGCUAUUAAUGCAUACCCAAAUAACCAUCAAGGAAGGUACAUUAUCUACACUAAGAGUGGUGUAUAUGAUGAGUACAUUUUUGUUGACAAGGAUAAACCAAAUGUUUUCAUGUUUGGUGAUGGCCCUACAAAAACCAUUAUCACCGGCAGCAAAAGCUUUCUCCAGGGUAUCAAGACAAUGAGAACCGCCACUUUUUCAACCGUUGCAGAAGGCUUCGUUGCAAGGGGAAUUGCUUUUGAGAACACCGCUGGUCCUCGAGGUCACCAGGCAGUGGCAGUUCGCGUGCAAGGUGAUCGUUCAGCUUUCUACGACUGUAUAUUUCGUGGUUACCAAGACACAUUGUAUGUGCAUGCACAUCGUCAAUAUUAUCGUAACUGUGAAAUCUCUGGCACAGUAGACUUCAUAUUUGGUUACUCGUCAACUCUAAUACAAGAUUCGAAGAUAAUUUUAAGAAUGCCUUAUCCACAUCAAAAUAACACGAUAGUAGCUGAUGGAACAGAACAAAAGAACAUGCCAACAGGAAUUGUUGUUCAAAACUGUGUCAUUUUGGCAGAGGCUGAAUUGUUACGAAACAAGUUGAAAGUAAAGUCUUACUUGGCAAGACCAUGGAAGGAAUAUUCAAGAGCUGUGUUUAUUGAGAAUGUGAUAGGUGAUGUUAUUCAGCCAGAAGGGUAUAUUCCAUGGACAGGAGAAUAUCCAAAUAUUGAGAACUCUUACAUGGCUGAGUUUGGGAACAGUGGAGAAGGUGCUGGUGUUGAAAGAAGAGUGGAUUGGGCUAAGGGACUCAUUAGCAAGGAAGAAGCUUUUCAAUUUACUGCUGCUCAAUUUAUUCAGGCUAACACAUGGUUGCCUAUAACUGGCAUUCCUUUUUAUAAUGGCUUCAUAAGAGAGAUUAAUUAA
Molecule: messenger RNA, 1665 nt
Organism: Medicago truncatula (barrel medic)
Lineage: Eukaryota; Viridiplantae; Streptophyta; Magnoliopsida; Fabales; Fabaceae
Product: pectinesterase
Exons: 2
Coding region: 1-1665 (554 amino acids)
Biological process (GO): cell wall modification
Molecular function (GO): pectinesterase activity; enzyme inhibitor activity
Source: RefSeq, a predicted model, not a curated record